AUGAUCAAGGCCUAUUAUCACUCCACCACCGCGCGAGUCCUGGUCCGCAACAAUCUUCCCCAAACCUUUGGUAUUCGGUCUGGCGUUCUACAGGGUUGUAUCUUGUCGACCAUUCUGUUCAACUACGCUAUUCACUGGAUUCUCGGAAGGGCCCUACACGAAGUUGCCGGUGUUGAAUUUGCACCCAGACACCGACUGACUGAUCUUGACUAUGCCGAUGAUAUUGCCUUACCUGCUUCAAGUUUUGGUGAUCUGCAGUCUAUGGUGCCAUGGGUGAACGAGGUCGCUAAAUCAGUCAGUUUAGCCAUAAACGUUGGAAAGACUAGAGUGUUGUCAAACCGCAUUGCUGACCAGGAGAUGACACCUCUCACGAUUGAUGGCUGUCAACUUGAAGAAGUAGACAGUUUUAAAUACUUCGGAACGAGGCUGCUGCCGAAUGAGCAGAAUGAAUUUGUCUCCCGAACUUAUGCUGCCCGGCGAGUUUUCGCGAGUCUUAGGAAGUGCCUAUGGAUCCGACGCGACAUUUCCAUUGCCCCCAAGAUUCGCGUGUACCGCGCAUCUGUCCGGUCUGCCCUUCUCUAUGGUUGUGAAUGCUGGGCUGUGUGUGUAGAGGAUGAGCGAGAACUGGAGGUAUUUGACCACUAUUGCUUGAGGACCAUCCUUCGAGUGAACUACACCGACUUCGUCUCAAAUGAGACAGCCCGUGCUCGCUGCGACAGCAUUGCAAGGAUAGCCCAGGCCAUCUGA
Molecule: messenger RNA, 747 nt
Organism: Spirometra erinaceieuropaei
Lineage: Eukaryota; Metazoa; Platyhelminthes; Cestoda; Diphyllobothriidea; Diphyllobothriidae
Source: the annotation of a GenBank genome assembly